UGAGCCUGGCAUCGCUGUUUGCUCUCUGAACCCGGCAGAGCAGCAGGAAGUGGAGGCAGAGGCAGCCUUGGGGAGCGGAGCUGGGGUGGGGCAUGGUGUUUGCAGGGAGCAGGACUGCGUGGCGGUCAGCCUUCCCACAUACAGAUCCUGGCCCCUUCCCUGCAGGGGCUGUCACAGGGACAUGGUGAUACUCCGAGCAGGCCUCUGCCCCGGCCUCACAGCAGAGAUGAUCCAGUUUCUGAAAGCCAACGGCAUCGUGACAGUGGUGGACCUCGUCUCCUCGGACCUGGAGGAAGUUGCCCGGAAGUGCUCCCUGUCCUACAAGGCCCUGGUCGCCGUGAGACGUGUGUUGCUGGCACAGUUUUCAGCCUUUCCUGUCAAUGGGGCGGAUCUCUACGAGGAACUCAAGAGCUCCACGGCCAUCCUGUCCACAGGGAGCCGGAGCUUGGAUAGGCUGCUGGACUCUGGCCUGUACACUGGGGAAGUGACCGAGCUCACAGGAGCACCUGGCAGUGGCAAGACACAGGUGUGCCUCAGCAUAGCCGUGAGCACGUCCCAUGACCUCAAGCAGAAUGUCCUCUACGUCGACUCCACAGGCGGGUUCACGGCCUCUCGCCUUCUCCAGCUGGCUCAGACCAGGACAGGGGAUGAAGAGGAGCAGGUGGAGGCUCUGCAGAGGAUUCAGGUGGCCCGGGUGUUCGAUGUCUAUAAAAUGCUGGAUGUGUUACAGGAGCUCCGGUGCAGCGUGUCCCAGCAGGUCCUGAGCUCCUUGGGACCGGUGAAGGUGCUGGUGGUUGACUCCGUCUCAGCUGUGAUUUGCCCGCUCCUCGGAGGCAGGCAGGCGGAGGGCUUGGCCCUCAUGAUGCAGCUGGCCAGGGAACUGAAGACACUCGCCAGAGAACUUAGCAUGGCUGUGGUGGUGACUAACCACGUGACCAGAGACGGCAGCAGCGGUCACCUGAAACCAGCCCUAGGUCGCUCCUGGAGUUUUGUGCCCAGCACCCGGGUGCUGUUGGAGAGCAGAGAAGGCACUUGGGGGAAAGCUAGCACCCGCCGCAUUGCUUCCUUAACAAAAUCCUCCCGGCAGCCAACUGGGAUUGAGGUGGAGUUGGACAUUGGAAGCUGUGGGGUACUGGAAGAGAGCCCAGCUGCAUCCGGAGAGGGAUGCUGAUGGAGAGUGAAAAGUGAACAGCAGAUUGCAAGGGCCUUUACUAUGGGCACCUUUGCAUCUUAUAUUACUGAAGACUGCAGAACCAGACCACGUUAACCAAGCCAUCUUGGGGGCCAAGAGAGGUGCUUGGAGUCCCAGAAGAAAGGACUAUAGAAAAAGGGCUGUUUCCUAUUGUCUUCGCCAAUUAAGAAACUCCCUCAUCCUGGACAAAGGAGGUUUGGGGUUCCAAGAAGAUCUCAGAGGAAUGCGUUUGAAUCAGACAAACGCUGUGUGUGGCUGGAGCACUUUUCUGGAGUGCAUUAAAACCACAGGCCCUGUCCUGGGGGUUCUGUGGAUUAUCAGGGGAAUCCUUGUCUCAGGGUGUCAUGGGAUCAGUGGGAAUUUUGCUGAAUUCUUUGAUGGGUAAACACCAGACUGUUGGUAACGUGGCCAACUGCUGCCUGAUCCCAGAACCUCUGGCUCUCUAGUGAGGGUCCCUGGGAGGCCUCAAAGAAUACCAUCAAGACCUUCAGAAGCUGGAAUUCCAUCUACGGUAGCUGCCAUUAGUUUUAGUCCUGUUAUACCUCUAUAGGAUCAUCACUACAGCAGCCUUCAGGCCUGGGUCCCUCUCUGCUUAUUCUGUAGCAGGCUGCUAAAGGGAAACCAAGUGAUAAGUUCCCAGAGCUUUUUAUGGUCACAUCUUUUCUACCCAGAGUAAUCAUGGGUAGUUUGUAGGUGGGGGCGGUUGGAUUUUAGUGUAUAUUGCAUAUAGAGUUGCUGCUACCUCCGGGAAAAAGGUAUGUGUCUUGGGCCAGAGCCUUAGCUGGUGCAAAUUGGGUGUUGCUCCUGAUUGACAGCACUGGAGGAUCUGGUCCUGUGUUUACGCACUUUUUGGCUGAUGUAUUUGAUAUUACUUCCUGUAUUUUUCUUCCUUUGACUUUUUAAAAAAAUAUUAUUAUAAGGACUAUUUUGCUUGGAAAACAGGAACUUUGUUUUAAUGAGGUUAUUCUACACCUGCUGCUGUGCUUGCAAACGUUCCCGAUUUCGAGUGAGGACAGACAGACUCUAAAGCCUUGCCUGAACUCGGGGAAUUGUACAGAAAAACCCCCACCUGAUUUAGCUGAAUCAGUGUUCGCACCAGUGAGAACAUUAGUGUAGACAAGGCUCUCGUCUCCGGAUCUGUUUCUGCCAUCACAUUGAUUAGACUUGCUUUUCACUAAUGCUGCAAUGUAAACAGGUCCAGCUUCGGUCUAUUCCCUGGUUUCCAUUCGGGCUGGCACUGCUGCAGUCAAGCUGGUGUUUGACUCAGUAAGGAGUUUUUGUAAAUUUCCCCAGAGUACACAUGGGCUUAAGGUCUUCUAUUUUUAUCUGUAGGCAAAUGUCCCUGGUAAUGAAAAGGGCAAAGAAACACACAGAAUGGAUCUGAGAGCUCGAUCUAAUCGCCCUAAAUUGCAUGUUUUUCAGAAUUUCCCAGGAGGCAGCAGCAGGUCUGGGUUUUGCUACCAUUCGAUUUUGUUUCACUCACCCGUGUGUUGCUACAGUGCUUGUGAGAAUCCCAGAUCUCUAUUCUCUCAGGGAUAUAAUUUAACAAGAAGGUCUACACCACGUCCCAUUAACUUAGCCAACCAACAAUUUAAUGCAUAUGCAUUGCUGUGUAAGAUAACAAUAAGCACAGUUGCUAAGUCAACCCUGUAGCAAAGAACCAUGUGAUCAGAUAUAAAUAAAAUAGGUUUAGCAUCA
Messenger RNA from Gopherus flavomarginatus (Mexican gopher tortoise), 2890 nucleotides. It is a transcript of the gene RAD51D, whose product is annotated as RAD51 paralog D. NCBI's taxonomy places the organism in Eukaryota, Metazoa, Chordata, Testudines, Testudinidae. Bases 182 to 1171 code for a protein of 329 amino acids. Gene Ontology annotation, molecular function: ATP hydrolysis activity; ATP binding; single-stranded DNA binding. The transcript is spliced from 11 exons. Gene Ontology annotation, biological process: reciprocal meiotic recombination; telomere maintenance; DNA strand invasion. The record is from RefSeq and is a predicted model, not a curated record. Gene Ontology annotation, cellular component: centrosome; replication fork; Rad51B-Rad51C-Rad51D-XRCC2 complex.